Molecule: messenger RNA, 1005 nt
Organism: Danaus plexippus (monarch butterfly)
Lineage: Eukaryota; Metazoa; Arthropoda; Insecta; Lepidoptera; Nymphalidae
Product: MICOS complex subunit MIC27-like
Exons: 8
Coding region: 149-880 (243 amino acids)
Biological process (GO): cristae formation
Cellular component (GO): MICOS complex
Source: RefSeq, a predicted model, not a curated record
UAAGUGCGACUUUGCUAAAUAAUCAAAUGUAUUACGUAAUGUCAAGCAACUGUCAAACUUGUCACUAGAGCAGCUGAUCGAAGACUAGGCUAAAAUACAAGAAGAAUUAUUGUUUAUGUAAUUGAUUGGCUAUAACAUCUCUUUUGAGAUGAUUCGUAAAGUUGCAAUUGGUUCUGGAUUUGUGGCUUUUUUGCCAACUGUAAAUGCCGCGACACCUGUGCAAGAAUCAAAGGAACAGGAUAAGGCUGCGCCUCCGCCGAUGAAACCAUCCGACUUACCGAUUUACGAAGCGCCUCACGCUGAAUAUAUGGAACAAUUAGCUUCAAAAGCCAAGUCAGAAAAGUCCAGUUACGUGAGAUCAGCUCUAUUGGUCCCAGUCCAAGCUGUUCGUGAACAGUUAGAAACUGCCUGGCUACAUACUGAGUCAGUGAAGAAUACCGUUAAAGACAAUAUUUCAGAAUGGCAAGACAGAAGCGAGUGGAUCAAACAGUACCUGAGAGAGGAGGAAAAUAAAGAAAUUAGGUAUGGUGCUGUAGCGAUGGGCGGUCUCACAGGGUUCAUAUUAGGACUCAGAGGAGGUCUUAUUAAGAGGAUUUUCUAUGCCGGUUUGGGUACUUCAGUUAUGGGAUAUGUGUGUUUUCCGGACGAGACUAAGAGAAUAUACAAGGACAAUGGCGCUGUAGCAAAGCAAUACAUUAACAUUGCUUAUAACUUUUUGUAUGGAGUAAAACCUGGAGAUCCUCAACUUGAGGUCAAAUUCCCUGAGCUAUCUUUGCCUAAAGAUUUCUCAGAGUUUGUUGACCUCUCUGUAUCUCUGGCGUCGUCCGUCAAACAGGCUGUAAUGCCUCCGUCUAAGGAAGCUGAUAAAAAAAAUGAAUAAAUUAGAUGUUAUCACAAAUGUUAUAAGACAGGUCCUAGAAACGAGAAGAUUUAAUGAAAUGUGGCGAAAUUAAGAUCCAUAAUUUAUUGUUAAUUCAGUAUAAUUAUACUUUGACAAUUAUGAAA